Messenger RNA from Spirometra erinaceieuropaei, 504 nucleotides. The record is from the annotation of a GenBank genome assembly. Lineage: Eukaryota; Metazoa; Platyhelminthes; Cestoda; Diphyllobothriidea; Diphyllobothriidae.
AUGGCACGCUUCUAUGGCGUGCCCAAGCUACACAAACGAGGAGUGCCCCUCCGCCCAAUCGUCUCUCUUCGUGGCACCCCAACAUUUGGACUGUCAAUGUGGCUGUACCAGCGACUGUGUCUCCUCAUCAAGGACUCAGAGUGGACGGUGAAGUCAGCUGAAGAGUUUUUGACUCGCAUCCGUCAUCGUAGAGUGGAGGCAGACGAGAUGAUGGUGUCCUUUGACGUGGUCUCACUGUUCACGCCUAUCCCACCUGACCUGACCAUCGACACUCUCGACGGACGUCUCCGAGAAAAAUACGACGAGACCGACCAACAGCUUAAACGAGUGCACAUCACUGAGCUCCUAGAACUGUGUCUCCAGACUUUCUUUACAUUUAACGGCCAAGUACACGAGCAGAAAAAGGGAACGCCAAUGGGUUCAUCUCUGUCUGGACUAAUUGCCGAAGCGGUUUUGCAGAGGAUGGAGUGGCUGGUAUUCAGCUCGUACCCUCCAAAGUUCUAG